This is a messenger RNA of Juglans microcarpa x Juglans regia, 1445 nucleotides long. RefSeq lists its product as uncharacterized. Bases 99 to 1445 code for a protein of 448 amino acids. The transcript has a single exon. NCBI's taxonomy places the organism in Eukaryota, Viridiplantae, Streptophyta, Magnoliopsida, Fagales, Juglandaceae. The record is from RefSeq and is a predicted model, not a curated record.
UCCUUUGCUUUAUAUAGGCAAUAAUUAAUUCCAACCAUUGAAGUUCGGCAAAAUACGCAGGCACACGGAGAAAAGCGAGCAGUUGUGGAGAAACUGACAUGGCGGACAUUCAACUCAUCUCAACGAGCUCAGUCAAAGCGGCGAGUCACAAGGAGUGCUCAACUCAUGAUCAUCAGAGAAUUGAGUUGACUCCAUGGGAUCUCCAACUCCUUCUACUAGGACCCAUCCAGAAGGGUCUCCUUUUCCACAAACCCAAAACCACACAAGAGAUCAGAGAGUACUCAUCAGAAAGCUCAAUAAUCCAACACCUCAGAACCUCCCUUUCCCGCACGCUGGACUUCUUCAACCCCCUCGCCGGCCGCCUUGUCUCCAUCCAAAACGACGACAACACCACCUCCUAUUUUAUCGAUUGCAACAACGCUGGAGCACAGUUUGUACACGCCACAGCCAAUGAUGUUGUUACGAUUGCCGACAUCCUCGAGCCUGUCUACGUUCCCGAUCGACUUGUCCACUCCUUUUUCCCACUCAACGAAGUGCUAAACUGUGAGGGCGCUUCUAAGCCCUUGCUCGGAGUGCAAGUCACUGAGCUUGUCGAUGGCAUCUUCAUCGGUUGCACCCUUAACCAUGCGGUUGCUGACGGCAUGUCCUUUUGGCAUUUCUUCAAUUCUUGGUCCGAAAUCUCCAGGGGUUUUAAUCAAAUAUCCAAAACUCCAGCUCUCAAACGUUGGUUCCUUGAUGGUACCGAUUGUCCAAUCCGGAUUCCUCCCCAAAAGCUCUCUGAUAGUUUCACUCCGUUAUCGCCGAAAGAAAGAAUUUUUCAUUUCACAAAAGAAAAGAUUGCAGAACUGAAAACAAAGGCCAAUGCUGAGAUUGGCAUGACCAAUCGGGUAUCCUCUCUACAAGCAGUCUUAACUCAUUUUUGGCGGUCUGUAAUUCGUAGCCAAAACCUAGACCCAAAUCAAAAAGUAUCUUUCAACUUGCUAAUAGGAGCUAGAACAAGAUUGCAGCCACCAUUGCCUGAAAAUUAUUUCGGAAAUGCAGUGCAUGGAGGGACCGUGACCGUCAAAGCAGGUGAUCUACUUGAAGGUGGACUUGGUCAUGCAGCUUGGGAAAUGAACAAGAUGGUUGCUUUGCACACAGAUGAAAAAGCUAGGAGCUUUUUGGAGUCGUGGGUGGAAAGCCCUAGGUUAUUUACAGCGGGUAGCGUGGCCGGUAAUGCUUUAUCGACGAGCAGCUCGCCACGGUUCGAUGUGUAUGGUAAUGACUUCGGAUGGGGAAGACCGGUGGCUGUGCGAAGCGGUGCUGCGAACAGAACUCCUGGGAAGGUUACAGUUUUUCCUACGGCGGAAGAAGGAGGCAUUGACAUCGAAGCUUGCCUUUCGCCGGAGACGUUGGAGGUUAUGGGAAAUGAUUCAGAAUUUAUGGAUGUUGUUACAUCUAAUUAA